CUUUUGAGAUCUUGAGCUUUUAGAAGAUUUUCUAAAAAGACUUUCCAAAUAAACUUCUAGUAGCCCAUGCAUUGUUUGUGCAUCAUCUUUCCACGUUUCUUCUCCACAGCAGUAUACUGUAUCACCUUACUUAGGCUGUUUCUUCAUCGAGUCCUCGUGUCACUAAUCAUGGAGGAAUCCGAAUUUCUAUCUUUUUGAAAUUGAAUCAUCUCUCAGGUGCUCGAGGCAGGGCCAUYUUCACUCGUCCGAGAGAAAGACAGCACUAAAAAUGACUGAAAUCGAUCAAUUGUUCUCCACAAAAGAUGUAGAUCGAUACCUCAAGCGCGAGGUCCUUGGUAAGGGAACUUAUGGAGUUGUCUACAAGGCUAUCGAUACCAAGACAGGACAGACAGUUGCGGUUAAGAAAAUUCGGUUGGGGAAAUACGGUGAAGGUAUAGAUUUUACUGCAUUGAGGGAAAUAAAACUUCUUAAGGAGCUUAAGGAUCCGAAUAUAAUUGAGUUGAUAGACGCUUUCCCUCACAAGGGAAGCUUGCAUCUUGUGUUUGAGUUCAUGGAAAGUGACCUGGAAGCUGUUAUUCGGGAUAGAAAUAUCGUUCUUUCACCCGCUGAUAUAAAGUCGUACCUACAAAUGACAUUGAAAGGGUUGGCAUAUUGUCAACAGAAAUGGGUCUUGCACAGGGAUAUGAAACCAAACAACUUAUUGAUAGGGGCUGAUGGACAACUUAAGCUGGCAGACUUUGGUUUAGCACGUAUUUUUGGGAGCCCUGAUCGCAAAUUCACUCACCAGGUUUUUGCUCGAUGGUACAGAGCACCUGAGUUGUUGUUUGGUGCCAGGCAAUAUGGAUCAGGUGUAGAUGUUUGGGGUGCAGCUUGUAUAUUUGCUGAGCUCCUUCUCCGCAGACCUUUUUUACAGGGUUCAAGUGAUAUUGAUCAGUUAGGAAAGAUCUUUGCAGCUUUUGGUACUCCAAGGCCUUCACAGUGGCCAGACAUGGUUUUCCUUCCUGAUUAUGUAGAAUACCAAGUUGUCCCUGCACCUCCAUUACGUUCUCUGUUCCCAAUGGCUAGCGAUGAUGCAUUAGAUCUCUUGUCAAAAAUGUUCACCUAUGACCCAAAGGCAAGAAUUUCUGCUCAACAAGCACUAGAGCACAGGUAUUUUUCAUCUGUGCCUGCACCAACAAAGCCAGCUCUACUUCCAAGGCCUCCUCCCAAGGGUGACUCUCAAAACUCUAGACCUUCAGAUUUUGAUCUGCAGGAGGGUCCUAUUGUGCUUUCUCCACCAAGAAAGGCAAGGAGAGUGUUGCCACAACGCGAGGGAUUUGAAGGAAAUACAUAUCACAAUGACAAAUAUGAUAAUUAUACAGAUGAAUUCCCAUAAGCAGGUGGUAUGAACACAAGGACAGAAUAUACCAGUAUCAAUAGGCAGUUAAUGUUUGGGUGGAAGACUCCAUCCAAGAAAUAUUUAACAGUGUGGCGAUUGCAUCUGGAAAUGGUAAUUUUGGGUCUUGAACUCCACUGUCCAUAGCAGAAUAACGUGCUCAUGCAUUGGUUCCACUCUUUGGAAUAUGGACCAUACAUGUAUUCAAUCUUUGACAAACAUUCACAAUAAAUAUUGUGGAAUCCUUCAAAUUUUGUUCCACUUCCUGUUACAUCUUUUAUCUCCUUUUCCUCAGUGGCGGAAUGGAAUUUAUCAAAUAGAAAGCUGGAUAGGAAUGUAGGAUUAGUCUUUUGUUAAGUGGAAGCAUAUUCCCGUGCGCUUGUUUAUGGUUCUAGCAUCAAUGGAGAUAAUGUGGAUGCUGGAAUGCAUUAAGAGUCGCACACUUUUCCCCCUUCGGCCUGGGAUAUUGACACAGAUGAAGAAUGUUUUCUGGACAUUAGUUUAUGCUGGAGGACCUGAUCGGUGAACUGGAGAUCUUAAUAUAUUAUGUACAUAUACAUAUGAACGAUGCUUAGUUUUUUCCCCUAA
This is a messenger RNA of Nelumbo nucifera (sacred lotus), 1963 nucleotides long. Its product is annotated as cyclin-dependent kinase D-1-like. NCBI's taxonomy places the organism in Eukaryota, Viridiplantae, Streptophyta, Magnoliopsida, Proteales, Nelumbonaceae. The record is from RefSeq and is a predicted model, not a curated record. Gene Ontology annotation, cellular component: nucleus; transcription factor TFIIK complex; transcription factor TFIIH holo complex. Gene Ontology annotation, molecular function: cyclin-dependent protein serine/threonine kinase activity; ATP binding; RNA polymerase II CTD heptapeptide repeat kinase activity. Gene Ontology annotation, biological process: positive regulation of transcription by RNA polymerase II; protein phosphorylation.